Molecule: messenger RNA, 460 nt
Organism: Schizophyllum commune H4-8
Lineage: Eukaryota; Fungi; Basidiomycota; Agaricomycetes; Agaricales; Schizophyllaceae
Exons: 1
Coding region: 66-290 (74 amino acids)
Source: RefSeq, a predicted model, not a curated record
AACGCGCUCAGCUUCGCCCCUCAACGAAACAUAUACUUCAGUAGUCACCCAAUCCAGCAGCCACCAUGCCCGCAUCUGAUUCCAAGAUUGAGGACAAGCACGGCGAGCCCAUCAACGUCGGUGACACGGUCGCUAUGAAGUCGCACGGCGGGCGCCAGUAUGGCGAGGUGGUCGAUCUCCUUACGACGAAGGAGCAGACCGACGAGGUUGGUGCGAAGAACCCGCCCAAGGUAUUAUACGACACGCAGACUGGUACGCCGUUUCCUGUAUGCUCCCAAGAUCGCAACUGAGCUCCCACAGGCCACCGGGUCUGGCAUAACCCCGGAGCCCUCGUACACGGCACCGAUCCCACGAAGUAGCAAGAAAACUCUUGAGCGUCUGUUUCCACCCUGAAAGGCCGACAAUCUAUCGUCAAGUUGUAACUGCAGAAAUAGCAUGUACGCACCAAUUGCAAGGAACC